This is a messenger RNA of Penicillium taxi, 489 nucleotides long. RefSeq names its product LAMTOR1/MEH1 family protein. Gene Ontology annotation, biological process: positive regulation of TOR signaling; cellular response to amino acid stimulus; lysosome organization. NCBI's taxonomy places the organism in Eukaryota, Fungi, Ascomycota, Eurotiomycetes, Eurotiales, Aspergillaceae. The record is from RefSeq and is a predicted model, not a curated record. Gene Ontology annotation, cellular component: Ragulator complex; late endosome membrane; membrane raft. The coding region runs from base 1 to 489 and encodes 162 amino acids. The transcript has 2 exons.
AUGUUCGCGCAUCACCUCGGUGUCAUGCGCGAGGCGUGGAUUACCCUUCGAAGAGAUCAAAAUCCUAACGACUUUCAUAUUCAGCCGGAGUCUUCGCGUCUGCUAGACGAUGAUCCCUAUCAGGCCGGGUAUGGCUACGGGGCGCUCAAUCAUGCGCAACAACAGAACCAACCAGAUCCGGAAUAUGUGAGACGUGAAAGAGAGGCGCUGGAUGCCAUCUGCCAGCGAACAUCCGAUUCCGUCAUCGAUAUCUGGUCCCUUCAACCACAGCCCCAUCUCCAACCUCAAGCUACUCUCCAAAAAUCUCCAAAGACAGACCAGACCCAACAGCCUGUCACAGUAUCUGAAGGUCAGACCAGUCGUCCUACCUCUGAUGGGGCUGUACCUAAGCACUGGGGUGAAGUCGUCGUCAACCCAAAACGGUCCCGUCCUGAUAUGAAGGCGAGAACACCAGCCCAAGAUGUCUUUGGAGUUCUGAAGGUCAACUGA